AUGCGGCGAGGCACUCGAUUCGUUAGUGAUUCUCUUCAAUUUACGGGUACAGACUUGGGUGAUCGGGACAGCGGCACAUUUCGCCGCCGAACGUUUGACGCUUCGGAAGAUGACGGCGAUGCUACUUCAAAUGAAAGUGACGGCGACGGUGACUCGGACGACGGCGAGGACAGCGAGGACAGCGACUAUCUUGAUUUGUCGGGCUUGAGUCCGCAAGAGAGGGAAGAGGUUUUGGUUCAAUCGGCGAUGCGACGAAUAAGCCUGGCUCAGGCCACUGGCCAGGCCGAUGUUCAUCUAAAGCCGGAGGAACUCGAGGCUCUGGCCCAGCGACAGAAACGUAUAGAAGCGGAGGAACGGGCGGCACGCAGGAAGAAGCGCCACGGGGGGGGCAGAAGUGAUCGAAGGAAGAAGUCGGAGCAGCGCAUAGCCGUGCCACUUUCACAGCUGGCAUCGGCCUCGAGCAAAAAGAAAUCCUCACCACCACAACCAGCGAAGGUUCCCUCCGGACUUGAUGCCCUCUCGCGGCAAACGACAGGCGGCGGCGACGUACCGGCAGAUGGUCGUGACCGCCCAGGAUACCCACCCAUAGGAUACUUCCCACCACCCUCUGCGUCUCGUUCGCGACCUCGCGCCGGGACAAGCCUAUCGCAACGGCCGCCCAGUCUUGCGCACAACGAGUACGGAUACGGUUCCUCCAGAACACGCUCAGCAGUGGGCUCUCUCCGCGCUACUCAGCUCGAUCCGUUCCAAUACCAGACAGGGGGGCCGCGCGCGUCAGAUGUGCCAGGCACCGCGGCCGCCCCCUCCAGGCGGCACGCAUCGGGGCCUUCGGCGGUCAUGCGUGAACAGCGCCGGAGCACGUUGACUCCUCCUGGUGCGGCCAGGAGCAGCCACGGGUCGAGGCGGGCCAGCUACGGCGAGGACACGAGCGAAGCCGAGAGCUCAAGGAGCGAGGAGGACAGCAGCAGUGACGGUCGUGUCGAGCCGCCAAUUCGGGAGCCAGCCAACAAGCCGACUGGGGGAAGGGGGAGGAGUUCGACGAUUGUGGUGGAGAAGUCGCCUGAACGGGUGAGGAGUAAGAAGAAGUCGUCGUCGCCGGUGAAGCGGAAGCAAGUUGCAGGGAAGAAGAAGAAGUGA
Metarhizium album ARSEF 1941 is the source of this 1137-nucleotide messenger RNA. RefSeq lists its product as uncharacterized. The transcript has a single exon. Bases 1 to 1137 code for a protein of 378 amino acids. The record is from RefSeq and is a predicted model, not a curated record. NCBI's taxonomy places the organism in Eukaryota, Fungi, Ascomycota, Sordariomycetes, Hypocreales, Clavicipitaceae.